AUGUCUGGCGUUGGUUGGUUAAUUUCAAAAUUAUUCUCCAUAAAUACACCAGCAGAAAGCGGGAAAAAGGAAAGAGUUGUGCUUGAUCGGUACGGACGAAAAGUAGAAACCAGUAGAAAGGAAAAUCAACCAAGGAAAUGGGUUUAUCACCCAGAAAUCGUUCGUGCAAACGCUUCAUCAGAUAUAACGACAUUUCCAAUACGACUUCAAGACGGUGUGCUUCUUAGUGAACUUCCGCCUCCACCACCUCAUCCUACAAUUCCAGAUGAGAUACGGAAAGCCGUACGUUCAAAAAUGGUACGAUGCAAAAUUUGCAAAAAUCGUUUUAUUGAAAAGAAUUUAUAUGAACGACAUCUGCGUGACCGGCAUUACACCGAAUAUUUGGCAUAUUUGAUACAACAGGAAGAGGAAAUUGCUGAACAAAGGCAGGCUGAACUUGAAGCAAAUCGGAUUGAGGAACUUGCAACGGGAGGUUACAUUCCACCGGAGCGUGAGAUAGAUGCUGAAUCUUAUGAAGUUGAAGUUGACAAGAUUCCAUUGCCUGGUGAAUUAAGUGGAGGUAUUCCAGCACGUUUCGAUCGACAUGGUUUCUUACGUCAGCCAAAACGUUCCUACAAGAAAAAAGUUUCUCCACAAUGUCCGUUCUGUGACAAACGGUUCAGGAACGAGGUUUCUUUGAAGAAGCAUUUUGUCAAAAAGCAUCCAGAAACCGUUGAUUUUGUUCAAUGUUUACGUUGUUUUAAAGCAGUAAAAACGAAAAACGAAUUGUCAGCGCAUGAAUGCGACUUGACAUUUAUCUGCUUUGAAUGCACACCACUGAGGAAUCUCUGCACUCAGCAAAGAUUGCUCAAUCAUCGAGCAAAGUUCCAUCGCGGUGCGAAUUCAGGUUUCAAAUGUAAUAUGUGUGCUUUGAAAUUCCUUACACCGCGAAAACUCAGGAAGCACAAGAAAAUGGCUCAUGUUUUCACGAAAACUUUCCCUUGCCAUUUUUGUGACGAGUUAUUUACAAGCGAAUGUUCGGUGACAACACACGAACGUAUUCACACGGGUAUAAUCAAAUUUGAAUGUCGAAUCUGUGACUUCAAGUGUAAUCGUUUUGUCUGGAUGGAAGAACAUCAAAAAGAAGAGCACGGCUAUAUUUGUUCCGUAUGCCAGCAUAAAUGUGCCGAAUGGGGUGCUCUUAAAGAUCACACAUUGCAGGAGCAUGGUGGUUAUUUGACCAGUGAGUCGAAUGCAGCUCAAGCGGUAAUGACGAUGCUAGCAAUCGGAAAGAAGGCAAAGAAUUCACCAUCGGUUUUCUUUUCUGUUUUUAUUGUAGCCUCAGUUUGCUUAAUGACAUUGAUGUUCCGACAUUUAAACAUGUUUUGCGGAUAUGGACAGGCAAAAGCGCUGUUUUAG
Acanthocheilonema viteae is the source of this 1398-nucleotide messenger RNA. The record is from the annotation of a GenBank genome assembly. NCBI's taxonomy places the organism in Eukaryota, Metazoa, Nematoda, Chromadorea, Rhabditida, Onchocercidae.